GCCAGCCUCGUUCACGCCUUCAUUGGAUGUAGAAGCGUUCUCUUCUGGGUGGGUGCCCGAAAUCUGGGACGGGCGGGGAGGGGGUGCUGAGUGGCUUCCGGUUUCUGGGUGAAACUGACACACAAUGAGGAUUCGGGGACGCGCUCAGCCGCCGCCGCCGCCGUCGUAAAUAAACAGAAGGACCGCGGGAGACCGGAUCGGCCUCGAGAUCAUGGAGAAUCAGAUUGCAGGGCCGGCAGGUGGCAUAGCGGUUAUAGCCACUGCAUUUCACUGGAAGCACCCAGAUCUGAAUCCUACUUACUCUGCUGCAGUACCUUUGAUAAAGUGCACUGUGCAGGUGAAGCUGGAGCUGGGCCACCGUGCUCAGCUGCGCAAGAAGGUCACAACCGAGGGCUUCACCCAUGACUGGAUGGUGUUUGUGCGUGGGCCUGAGACAGCCGAUAUACAGCAUUUUGUGGAGAAGGUGGUCUUCCGGCUGCACGAGAGCUUCCCCAAGCCCAAGAGAGUAUGCAAGGAACCACCCUACAAAGUGGAGGAGUCUGGGUAUGCUGGCUUCCUAAUGCCCAUAGAGGUUUACUUCAAGAACAAGGAAGAACCAAAGAAGGUGUGCUUCAACUAUGACCUGUUCCUCAACCUGGAGGGCAACCCCCCAGUAAACCACCUGCGCUGUGAGAAGCUCACCUUCAACAAUCCUACUCGCGAGUUCCGCCACAAGCUGCUCAAAGCUGGAGGAGUUAUGGUGGUGCCAGAGGGGACAGAAACGGUGUCUAGGCCCAGUCCGGACUAUCCUAUGCUUCCGACAAUCCCUCUGUCUGCUUUCUCUGACCCCAAGAAGACCAAGCCAUCUCAUGGGUCAAAGGAGUCCAGUAAAGAAAGCAGCGGAGUGACUAAUAAGAGUGCCAAGCCCCACAAGUUGGCCAAGGAGCACAGGGAGCGCCCCCGGAAAGACUCUGAGAGCAAGGCCUUGUCCAAGGGCGAGAGUGACCGUGACCGCGAUGGGGGCAGUAGUAGCAGCAAACCUCUGCGUGAUUCUUCAUCUGCCUCUUCAUCAUCCUCUUCCUCCAAAAAGCCUGUGGAAGUGAAGGUCAAGGAGGAGAACAAACCUCUGCCUAAAGCAGCCUUUAAGGAGCCCAAGCUUACCUUGAAAGAGGCCAAGAUGGAAGGCACAUCCCCCAAGGGUGGGGGUGCAGGUGGAGGGGGUGGUGGGGGAGGAGGCAAUGUGCCAGAGGCCAGGGGCCCCUGUAAGCGCUCCUCUGCAGCAGAGUCACCCAAACCUAGUGUGAAGAAGCAGAAGAAAGGGGGCUCAGAGGGGGCCAAGGUCACACCUGGUGGGGGAUUCUCUAGCACCUCCCCACGCAUUUCCUCCUCCUUGUCCUCUGCAGCUCCUCUUCCCUAUCCAGAGAAGAAGCCUCCCAAGGAAAAGGGCCGCUGGACCAAGGUUAAGGUGGAGGCACCAGAGGUGAAGGAAAUCAAGAAGCCUCCCGAAUCUGAGGAGUCAAAUUCUGAGGACGAGGCCUCCUCCAAGUCAGAGCAGUCAGCUGCCUCCAGCCCUUCCAACUCCAGCUCCAGCUCUGACUCCAGCUCUGAGUCUGACUUUGAGCCCUCGCAGAAGCAAGGCCAAGGUCCUCUGCGCUCUAUGGUGGAGGAUCUGCAGUCGGAGGAAUCCGAUGACGAUGACAGCAGUUCAGAGGAUGGCACCCCUGUCAAGACCAACCCACCCAACCGUGACUCACGCCUCAGCCUUGACAGCGAGAGUGACAGCAGCGACGGUUCGCACCGUCCAGGUCGGGAUCCACCACCCCCACUGUCAAAACAUAGUUCCUCCAACAAUAAGACUUCGGGGAGGAAGAGUCCAGAGCAAUGCAGCCGCCCAGAGAAGAUACUGAAGAAGGCAUACAACAAGUGCCAGCGUUACAACAAACCAACCUCCACCCUGUCGAACCCUGCAUUUACACUAUUUUAUGGGGCUUACACAGAAGAAUUGGUGGAUCUCCACCGCCGACUGAUGGCCUUGAGGGAGCGCAAUGUCCUGCAGCAGAUUGUCAACCUCAUUGAGGAGACUGGCCAUUUUAAUGUCACAAACACAACUUUUGACUUUGACCUUUUCUCACUGGACGAAUCCACCGUUCGUAAACUACAGAGCUACCUGGAGGCUACUGCCACGUGACAAGAGGUUUAGAAGAGU
This is a messenger RNA of Scleropages formosus (Asian bonytongue), 2185 nucleotides long. It is a transcript of the gene mllt1a, whose product is annotated as MLLT1 super elongation complex subunit a. Gene Ontology annotation, molecular function: chromatin binding. Lineage: Eukaryota; Metazoa; Chordata; Actinopteri; Osteoglossiformes; Osteoglossidae. The transcript has 14 exons. Gene Ontology annotation, biological process: positive regulation of DNA-templated transcription. Gene Ontology annotation, cellular component: transcription elongation factor complex. The record is from RefSeq and is a predicted model, not a curated record. The coding region runs from base 212 to 2167 and encodes 651 amino acids.